Molecule: messenger RNA, 576 nt
Organism: Cooperia oncophora
Lineage: Eukaryota; Metazoa; Nematoda; Chromadorea; Rhabditida; Trichostrongylidae
Source: the annotation of a GenBank genome assembly
AUGGAGCCUCGACGACUUAAAGAAGGCGAUAUAAUGAAGUACAAAACUGGAUUUCUUGGCAGCAAAUGGAAAUCCUAUCACGCCGUGUUAUUCAGUGAUUCGAAAUUUUGUUGGUACGAUGAGAAGGGUGAUCGAAAACCAAAAGGUUCAAUACUCCUCAAAGAUGUUGUCCCAUACAUUUGCGUCGGAUUGAUGACGGAUCGAAUGCCAGUGAAACGUCCAUCUGUGCCCGAUGGCUAUUCUGUCCACCAUUUGGUCGGCAUUGGAAUGGACCCUCGAGCUGAGACUGUGCACUGGAUUUUGUUCUCAUCCGAUUCGGAUAUUGAGUCAUGGUUUAAUGAGAUCACUAAAACUUUGCCAAAGCCGAAUCCACCACCCCAGCCUCAGCAACCAAUGCCAGCACCUCAAAUGGGACCUGGUCAACCUAGCGGAGGAUAUGUUCCGCCAGCCAAAUACCCAGAUGCCCCACCACCCGUCCAACCUAUUUAUCCACCUCAGCCUGCGUAUCCACAACAGCCUGUUCCGGCUGGUGGAGGAGCUCCACCUCCACCGUACUAUAAUCGAGGACCUGGAUAU